Messenger RNA from Medicago truncatula (barrel medic), 1504 nucleotides. RefSeq lists its product as uncharacterized. The coding region runs from base 168 to 1262 and encodes 364 amino acids. The transcript has 3 exons. The record is from RefSeq and is a predicted model, not a curated record. Lineage: Eukaryota; Viridiplantae; Streptophyta; Magnoliopsida; Fabales; Fabaceae.
CAUCGUGCACUACACGCACUUGAUCAUGCGUGUGCUUAAACCACAAACAUCAAAACUAACUAACAACAUUAACAGCAACAUUCAACAACAACAACAUCAAUAACAUCAAAGACUAUGUUCCUUUGAAGUGUGUUCUGUUCUCUUCUUUCCAACCAUUUUCCUUUGAUAUGGGUAGGCUUGCACCAUUAUCAGAAGAACCUAUCAACGAAGAAAAUGAAAGAAAAUUAUCAAAAUAUAACUCAAAGAAAGGUUUUCAGUUAUGGAUGAAUUGGAGUUGGAUCAAGACUCAUUUUUCACUUGUUUUCAACAAAAAAUCUAACCUCAAGAUGCUUCUUAGUGUUCUUGGUUGUCCUCUUUUUCCUGUUCCUAUUCAUCCUAAAUCACCCCUCAAUGAGGUUUCGUCAUCGGCGCAAUAUAUUAUACAACAAUUCACAGCUGCAACAGGGUGUAGAAAGUUGGAGGGGACAGUGAAGAAUGUGUUUGCAACCGGAAAAGUGACAAUGGUUGUCGUGGACGAGCUUGGAUCCGUCGGUAGUGGUGGUGUUAAUGGAACAUCAGAAAAAGGGUGUUUUGUGAUGUGGCAAAUGGUUCCUGAUAAUUGGCAGAUAGAGAUUGUUGUUGGUGGCCAAAAGGUUCUUGCUGGUAGUAACGGCACUAUUGCUUGGCGUCACACACCUUGGCUCGGUGUGCAUGCUGCUAAAGGUGGUGUUCGUCCUCUUCGCCGUGCACUUCAGGGACUAGACCCUUUAGCAGUAUCAGCUGUAUUCAGUGCAGCUCAACACAUGGGGGAGAAACAAAUCAACGGCGUAGAUUGUUUCGUAUUAAAACUCUCAGCCGAUCAAAAGGACCUAAUCGAACGAAGCGAUAACACGGCCGAGAUGAUAAAGCAUGCUAUAUUUGGUUAUUUUAGUCAAAGAAGUGGACUUUUAGUGCACUUAGAGGACUCUUAUUUGACAAGGAUUCAAGCAAUAGGGACAAACCCUACAUAUUGGGAAACAACAAUGUCAACAAAAAUUGAAGAUUAUAGAGAUGUUGAUGGUGUUAUGAUUGCACAUGCUGGAUCAACAACUGUGAUGAUAACAAGGUUUGGUGAUAAUCUUAAGGAUGGACCUGCUAUUACUAGGUUGGAAGAGUCAUGGACUAUUGAUGAUGUUGCAUUUAAUGUUCAAGGGUUGUCUAUUGAUUGUUUCUUACCACCUCAGGAACUUAACAAAGAUUGUCCACAACAACAUCUUGAUUGGAGAUCAUCAUUGCAUAGAUGAUAUGUCAUAUAUAAAAAUAAUUCAUGGUUGUGUUUUUAAUUUUUAAUUUUUUUUAAUUAGGUUUGGAUUUGAAUAUGAGAAUGUGGUAGUGUUAAAACUAUUGAGAAGAGUUUUUGUUGCAUAUUCGUGUUCUGCACGGCUUGAGGGAUUAGGGUUGUGCACAAGGAUGCCCGAUUUAUAUAAAAUAACACUAAUUGUUACUUAACAUGUAUAAUGAAUGGUUUUUGUAAUUGUAUUAGAGU